AUGACUUCUGAUCAGCCCGCGAUCUCCCGAACGCUGAUCGGCUACUUAACGGUGCUCGGUGCAGUGUCAGUGAUGAACCUAUGUCUGGUGAUCGAUGCUCGUUGCCAGCUCCGAGCCGCCUCAGACGACCAGGUUGGCGCCGUGGCGAAAGAGGUUCUCCGGUUAUUGGAGCCGCAGACCGUUCAUCGCCGUCAGGCGAAGCGCCAAACUGACUUGGAGGGUGCGAUUGCGCCCGAAGUACCGGAAGCUGGGACGGGCGCUCCGAGUGGAGGCGUUUCCUUCAACGUCAAUGGAACUCGUCAACACCCCAAGUCGCCGGAAUACUACGCAACGGUACCGAUGGACGUCAUGACUCGAUUCUGCAAAGACAGCUCCACAUACUGCAACUCGGAAUACGUGCGUGGUGAGAAAGGAGAAUUGGGACCCAUCGGCCCACCAGGAUUGAAAGGCUCGAAAGGGGAGCCUGGCCUCGACGGCGUAGACGGAACUCCCGGCCAACCCGGCUUGGAUGGAACCUUGGGUGCCCAGGGUGCUGAUGGUCCCAAAGGCGACAAGGGAGAGCAAGGGGAGGAUGGAAUACCCGGUAGUCAUGGAACCGACGGCGUAAACGGAAUCGACGGCGUUCCGGGCGAGAAAGGAGAUAAAGGCGACUCAGGGUUUCCUGGCUUGCGGGGACAACGAGGUCCGAAAGGAGACCACGGCGAAAGGGGUGAAGCUGGAAUCCCUGGAAUACAAACGUGGAUUCCCGAGCACUCCGACUUGAAAUCAGCGAAGGAUCUUCUGAUUCCUCCGGAGAUUGUACUUAGUACGGAGUCGUCGUCCGUGGAAGUGAACGAAGGCGUGAGUCUGGGCCUCGUCUGUUCAGCCACCGGCCAGCCAACUCCGAGCGUUGCGUGGUCCAGAAUCGAUGGCAAGCCGAUAUUCGGGAAUCCUCACGUGUCUAGCGUGGGAGACAAGCAGCUGAACAUGAGUUUGGUCACACGUGCCGACAUGGGGGUCUACGCGUGCACAGCAGCGAACGGAGUUCCGCCGAUCGCCUCCCGAACGAUCUCAUUGAACGUGGCCUUUGCUCCCUUGAUACGGAUUCAAAAAUGGAACGUGGCGAGCUGGAACGGCGGUGGGGUCGUUCUCGAGUGCCUCACCGAAGCCUAUCCGCCUCCAGUGAAUUUCUGGAUUUCGCGCUCGGGGAACAUCAUCGGCGAGUGGAACUUCGGGUUUGAAGUGAACUACGUAGAAUCGUCUCUGAAGUACGUUCCCAAGGACGAAGCGCUCAGCUCGUAUCAACAUCGAAUGACAUUGAACAUAACCUACGUAACUCCCAGCGAUCUUGGGAGCUACCUCUGCGUGUCGAAAAAUGUUCGGGGACAAGCCGUUGGAACCAUCGAUCUUAGUAUUAUGCAUCUCCCAGAUCAAAACGAACCUCUUGACUGGAGGUCGUCCAGCGAAGAGGCCACGUUCGGCACAGAGGCUAAGGAGAAACAGCACGCCCAAUGUUUGAGGAAAUGCCCGGAGUGCCGCUGUAAGAGCGCUCUCCCGGAGAUGGCGGACGUACGCAAUGAAUACAGCGAUGUGGAUAAACGCAAUUGGACCAGGAAACCAGACAGGCAUCCGGGGUGCACUCUGGACUCUCGUCUAAGUCGCGUGGGGAAACCGGUGAUGUAUCUCGAAAACGGCACAUCGUAUUCUGCCUGGUGGCAGGACGAGGUCUACCACCCGGAUUCUGAGAACGCCACGCGUGUCUUCUAUGCUACCAAACACGGGGACAACACCCAUCUUUACAUGUUCAAAGUUUGUAGUCGAAUCAGAGACACUCUUCCUGAUCGCUUGCAAUCGCCGCUCCGAAUGAAGUCCUGGACAAUAGCACUUCCAUUCCAGACACGAGAACUCUUCCAAAAUGGAACGUUUUCGAAGGGAAUACCGCUGAUCUCUCCCUUUCACGGAAACGGCAAUCUUCUGAUAAAUGGAACCUUUUAUUAUCAUCAAAACGCAUCUAACAAUAUAGUGCGUGUUCCUCUCCAUUCGAGAUCCUUCGAGUGAGUAUUGUGAUCGCCUCGACGGCUCGGCGAGAUGUCCGUCCUCGCAGUCGAGGAUAUGGCAUUCUCGAAUCGAACUUUUCUAUUCGGCCAACAACAAAACUAUGCGAUGAUAUCUGCCGAUGAGAACGGACUCUGGAUCAUCUACUCCAGCACUCGAUCCAACAACACGAUGAUCCUCAAGAUAGACGAGAAAACCUUCGAGAAACAGUUCAUCUGGAAUUUGACGCUCCCGCACAAGAAGAUCGGUCAGAUGUUCAUCAUGUGCGGAGUAUUGUACGCAGUGAACUCCGUCACGGAACCUAAUGCGCAAAUAUACAUGUACGCGUACGACCUAUUAGCCGACACCAUUAUCAGCCUUGAGGCUCCGAUCGCUUUCACAAAUCCAUUUGCGAACACAACCUUCCUUACGUACAACCCUCGAGAGCACGAACUCUUCUCGACGGACAACGGCAACCAUUUAGUGUAUCCAGUGAGGACGCUAGAGGAGGAUCGCCGAGCCGAGCUGCUAGAAGUACAAUUGAGGACAUCCUGA
Galendromus occidentalis (western predatory mite) is the source of this 2568-nucleotide messenger RNA. RefSeq names its product gliomedin. NCBI's taxonomy places the organism in Eukaryota, Metazoa, Arthropoda, Arachnida, Mesostigmata, Phytoseiidae. The record is from RefSeq and is a predicted model, not a curated record. The transcript has 17 exons. Gene Ontology annotation, biological process: signal transduction.